UCGGCCUCGGCGAUGGAGGCGGCCUGGGUGGCAGCGGCGGCAGCGCCGCGCGGCAGGCGCCGGCCGCCCCCUGAGCAUUAGUGGCCUGAUCCUGCAGACACGCUGUGUAAUACCGGUCACACGAGUUAACACCACCUCCCGUUUAUUGGCUUUAUUCAUAGCAUACGAUUACAGACCAUGAAUUUUGGCUAGAUUGAAGUAUGAUGUAAUCUCUGGCCAUCAAAAAUAUAGCAGCAGUAGUAGCAGCAGCAGUUCUGAAUGGUAGAGAAAAAGUAGUAAGAAUCUGGACCAGAAAAGAAUCCCACCAUGCAACCAAAUUGCAGUCAUCUCCACAAUAUCCAAGGGAACAGUGAUGAGUCUUUGUCUUCUCAGAAUGUCCAUGCAGCAAGAUUGCCAGGAGAAAGCUCGUGCCAUCAUAGUGGAGAUGUUCGCAUACAGUUAAACUCUGCUGUGGGAGAAGCUAGAGAAAAUGCAAGUUCCCAGCAUUCGAGGCCAGGCUCCCGAAGUCACUCACAUGGACAUGCCCACAGCGAAGCAGUGGGGCUUGACGAUUCCACUCCAGACUCGGAAGAACACAGUGGCAGCUCCCUCUCAGAGCUCAGAUACCUCCUGCAGUGGCUGCACAAAAGUCUGCCGUAUAUCUUGAUUUUGUGUGUGAAAUUGAUCAUGCAGCACAUAAUUGGCAUUUCUCUUGGAAUUGGGCUGCUAACAACUUUUAUGUACGCAAACAAAAGCAUAGUAAAUCAGGUUUUUCUAAGAGAACGGUGCUCCAAGUUGCAGUGUGUUUGGUUACUAGUAUACUUAUCUGGAUCAUCUCUCCUCUUGUAUUAUACCUUUCAUUCUCAGUCACUGUAUUACAGCUUAAUCUUUUUAAAUCCUACUGUGGAUUUCAUGAACUUCUGGGAGGUACUUUGGAUUGUGGGAAUCACAGACUUUAUUCUGAAAUUUCUCGUCAUGGGCUUCAAAUGCUUUAUUCUCUUGGUGCCUUCUUUCAUGAUGUCUUUUAAAUCCAAGGGCUACUGGUACAUGCUGUUAGAAGAACUCUGCCAGUAUUACCGUAUGUUUGUCCCCAUACCAGUUUGGUUCCGUUAUCUUAUUGGCUAUGGGGAGCUCGACAGUUCACUAGGAUGGACCCUUGGGAUAUUGCUGGGCUUACUCUACCUCAUCCUAAAACUUUUGAGCUUUUUUGGACAACUGAGAAACUUUAAACAAGUGUUACGGAUAUUUUGUACACGACCACACUAUGGAGUGACAGCUAGCAAGAGACAGUGUUCUGAAUCAGAUGAUAUUUGUUCAAUCUGCCAAGCUGAAUUUCAGAAGCCUAUUCUGCUUAUCUGUCAGCACAUAUUUUGUGAAGAAUGCAUCUCUUUAUGGUUUAAUAGAGAGAAAACGUGUCCACUCUGCAGAACUGUUAUUUCAGACCAUGUUAACAAGUGGAAGGAUGGAGCUACUUCUGUGCAUCUACAGAUUUUCUAAAGCAUGUCAUAUGACUUCAGUUUUACAGUUUGUUUGUUCCAGUUAAGAGUUUGCAACUUACUGUAGCUAUGAUUGUAGGUGGCAUAAGACAAGACUUUUAGGAUUUUACACUUCUAUGAAAUGUUCCAAUAUUAAAACAGUAAAGAAAUGUACACUUUUAAGUGUUAAAAAAAAAAAUCAUUUUCAGAAUGAAUGCACAAAAGCCAGCAUUGCUUCUCUCAUGAUUCUUCCAGGAAACGGUCAAACCCUUGAAAAUGCUGCAUUACUGCUUGCAGCAGCUUCUUAAUUUAGCAUUUUAUUUAAAGGUACAAACAGUAUUCUAGACUGUAAUAAAAUGUAUUUAUUCUUUGAAUAUUACUCAAACUAAAAGGUCAUUCAGCAGGCUAUAUUCAGACUAUGAGCAAUUUUUAUAGCUUGGAUUACAAUGGGAAUUAGAGGUACUUGCCACACUUGGUAUUAAAGAUCAUUUAAUGCUAGCCCAACAGAUCAGAGAAAUCAACUUCUUUAUUCUUGUGUCUACAGCAGCAACUACUUUUCAUUGUACCUGGAGAUAAGCCACAAGAAUAGGACGUUUCCCCUUUGGCUUCCUGUAGAUUUCUAAAGGAUCUUAGGCUUAAUACAUAAACCAACCACUGAUGAUAGUUUUUUACAUAGCAUUUUAUAAAGCUUAUAUUUUUAAAGCAAAUCUUAAUACUGUAUUUUUUGCUCUAAUGGGCAAGCAAAUUUUCCUAUAGAGGAGAAUCUAUUUUAUACUAUAUUUGCAAUUUGUAGUGUGCAUAAAAAUCAGAGAGAAUAAAUGCAUUUAAAUCUGUUUGUUUGGUGCAUGCUGAAUAAGCAAAUAAGAUUCCUUACUGUUUCAAUAUUAACUUACAUGUAAGCCCACAAUAAUGCCUUAUUCACUGCUAGACAUACUUCUGUUAAACUCUUGUCUUUGGGGUGGGGGGGGGAGACAAAAAAAAAAAAAAAAAAAAAAACUCUGAACAUUCAUGUAUUUGUAACUUAUUUUAUACUAUUCAUAGAGCCAGCUUAUGUACAAUCUUGCUCCUUUUUUUUUUCCUGCAUUGUCUUUUCUCAUCUUCCUAUUGCAAGACUGAAAAAAAGCACUCAAACUAUUUAGUUACAGCAAUGUUAAAUUGAGCUGACUAACGUUAACUUGAAAUUGUCUUUUCAUUUAAUACCUUUAGGAAACUUCCAAAUUAGAGAAAAACAAAGCUAUACACUUACUUGAUGAAUGAUGCAGCAACUUGAGAGGCUAGGCAGUGUGACUGGCUAUUAAAAACUUGCAGCUGAUGCAGCUAGAUGUAUACAGCUAACAGGGCAUGAUGGGAGAGUGCUCUUAAAGUUGCAGCUAGAAUUUUAACAGUAGCAUGCUUUGGGAUUCUGAAUGAAAACCUAACUAACAAGUUAAAUUAACAGGCUAACAAAUAUCACUUUUCUGUUCAACCAAGGUUUUGCUACAGAAUAUGCUGUAUUUGGUUAUUAUAUUUGUUUGAUGCUUACUGUAGUUUGGAGUAAACAUGCCCUAGGGUUGUACUACCUUAAUAUCUGAAUUAUUGGGGACAAAGACUCUAGCUUGAAGAAAACAAGCAAAAGCUUCUAAAACUGUAGUUGGAAACUUCUGGGAGUAGCAGAGGCUGGUUCUCCUGGAAGCCCUUGCCAGCAAUGAGGUACUUAGUUUGGAGAAUCUACAGCUGAAUGAUAUUAAAACACUCCUGAGGGUGACAGGGAAGAAUUAGUGCUUGGCCACAGACUGAGCUGUGGUGUAAUAGGCUUAUGCUUGCUCUUCCAGUAUUGGCAGAACAAACUGCUCUCUGUUUCCUCAGACAGAUCUUGUCAUGCCUUAUUUUGCAUAUAAAGUUGAUACAAGAUCAGAA
Rhea pennata is the source of this 3350-nucleotide messenger RNA. RefSeq names its product ring finger protein, transmembrane 1 (gene RNFT1). NCBI's taxonomy places the organism in Eukaryota, Metazoa, Chordata, Aves, Rheiformes, Rheidae. Gene Ontology annotation, cellular component: endoplasmic reticulum. The transcript has 10 exons. Gene Ontology annotation, molecular function: ubiquitin protein ligase activity. The coding region runs from base 307 to 1476 and encodes 389 amino acids. Gene Ontology annotation, biological process: positive regulation of ERAD pathway. The record is from RefSeq and is a predicted model, not a curated record.